Molecule: messenger RNA, 848 nt
Organism: Syzygium oleosum
Lineage: Eukaryota; Viridiplantae; Streptophyta; Magnoliopsida; Myrtales; Myrtaceae
Exons: 3
Coding region: 1-645 (214 amino acids)
Source: RefSeq, a predicted model, not a curated record
AUGUGCUUGGUCUCUCACCCUACCUUAGUACCUUCUCCUUCUCAGUCCUUCGUCCGCUCCCUCAAGAAGCCCCCACGCCUUCCCUUUUCCACCUCUCCGCCUUCUGGCUCUCCUCACGCCUUCCCUUUUCCACCUCUCCCCCUUCUGGCUCUCCUCACGCCUUCCCUUUUCCACCUCUCCGCCUUCUCCCUCUCCUCACUUGGAUCCCUCUCCUCCUCUUCCUCUUCCGCCUCGCGCUUCUCUUCUAGUCGCCACAGCGAGCGGAGCAGAGAGGACGACCACCGCAAGGCCAAUCUUGUCAGGUUUCCCCUCAGUUCCUCCAGUGAGAAGCGCGGGUGGCUCCUCGAUCCCGCCUCCGUCGGCAUCCAAGGAGCAGGUUGUCGACACCUACCAUCUAAUCAUGAAGGAACAGCGGAAUGCGACAAGUACUGGAAACAGAUUGAGACAGAUAGAUUGUCUAAGCUGGUUUUCUCUCCGACGGACAAGGAAAACGGUGACAGAAGAAAAUUUGCUGUGGUUGCCAAAGACAGAAUAUUCGACAAGGUGACUUCCAGUGAAAACCCCAAGGAAUUGUUUGAUCCGAUACUUCACCAGCCAAAGAAUUCCGAUGCGGUUGAGAACUUCGACUAUGAGGCCAUCCCAUGACUGGUCGUGCGAGCUAGUGUGUCCAACAGUACGAUCAUAAGUUGAGAGCUGGUUUCUUAUGGCCGUUAAUUGUUAGUGCAAAAGAAGUUGCAGUGUCAGUUUGUUAGGUCUUGUGCUCACUGUUGUAAAUAAUGAGCGGAAUCUGUAAUCAAUCAUCUGUAAAAUGUUCUUAAGCAAUGUUCUAAGUAUGGAUUUCCAUCUCA